Vitis riparia (riverbank grape) is the source of this 2723-nucleotide messenger RNA. RefSeq lists its product as uncharacterized. The coding region runs from base 265 to 2484 and encodes 739 amino acids. Lineage: Eukaryota; Viridiplantae; Streptophyta; Magnoliopsida; Vitales; Vitaceae. The record is from RefSeq and is a predicted model, not a curated record. The transcript has 7 exons.
UCUUCUUCUUCUUCUUCUUCUUCUUAUCUAAUGGGGUUUUUCAUUUUUCUUUGUUGCUUCUUCUCUGAGUUGCACCCAAACUAGUUCAAACUGGGCUUCCUCCGUUCAUGGUUUUUGAUGACUUCUGUGUAUUUUUUUUUUACUGACGCUGCUAAUAGUCAGUGUACUUCAUCUAUACAUUGAUGCCACUGAUCAACUCAUCCACUUCCACCUCUGAAAACCACCUUUCUGUAAUGGGUUUUGCCGCACAACUCUUGCACUGGGAUGCCCAUCUUGGAUUUCUGCUUCAUGGGUGUUAGGUUUCUCCUCAAGAUUUUCAUCUAUUUUGAAGUGGGCUCUGGGUGUUCUCCAAUGGUGGAGCUUCAGUCUUGUGCUACCCUGGUCAAUGCUUCUGCCUUAUGUGCCAUAGAGCAAGAAGUGCAAGGAGAUGGUGUCAAUGCUAUUGCAGAGAUUUCAGCAGAGUUGCAAAGGGAAAGGCAGAAGAAUGCGGAGCUCAUGGAGAGAAUAUCAAUGCUUGAGGCUCAAAUACAGGAGAGAGAUGGACAUGGUAAUUUUUCCAAUGCGAUGGAAAGAAGCUUCAAGAAGUUCAAGAGGCAAAGGAUAGAACCAGGUAGUGAUACUACUGACGAGGGAAAAAUCAUCAAAAGUAUUGAAAUGGCCUAUCAGAUGAACCAUGACACUGAAUGCAUGCCCUUAAAAGAUACAAAUCCAGAAGAUCGUGUAGUCAACUGGAUGAGCAUGGAUGAGACCCAGUUUCUGAAUUUUGAAAAAUCCAAAGAUGGCGACUCUGCUGCUGAUUGUGAUGAUACAGAUGAUAGUGAGGAUGAAGAUGAUUACUAUGAAGAGGAUGAUAUUGACAUUGACCAUAAGUAUGGGGAAUAUGACAACACUUCUAAAGCAUCUAAUCAACCGAAAAAACAUCUUCAUGAAAGAGGUAUUGAUGAAGGCAUACGCAUAUCAUGCUUGGGAAGUUCCUAUGGCAGUCAAGGGGAACUAACAUUUGGAGGUGCAAGCCAAGAAACAAAUGAAGAUAGAAAGAAAGGUUAUUUACUACCUGACAACAAACACAUCAGCAACAGAAGGGAGCAGAGAAAAAGUGAUAGGAAAGAAACCAAAAAAGUUGGAGGAUGCAACACAUCAUCAAAAGCUUUUACAUUUGAGCAGGAGGUUUUCCAUAAAGUAUCUGGAAGCAUACCAUUGCAUAAAAAAACCCCAAAGUUGGCUUUCUGUCCAAAAGAGGUCAAGAGGAUAAUCGAGUCAGAAGCCCUUAUGUUGAAAAAUGCUCAGUCCCACACCAUAAGAAAAAUUAUAGUUUUUGCAUCUCUUGGUAUAAGACAUGGGUGUGAAGAUAUGUAUGAAUUAGACUUCAACCAUUUCAUCAUUCUAAGGAAGGGAGAGCCGUAUGUUUCUCCAAAGAAUCCAGGGGAGCAUGUCUUGUAUGAUAAUCCUGGUGUAAGGAGGAAGGUCUUCUAUCCAAAUCAACAGAACCCAAUAUUAUGUCCUGUUAAAAUACUUGAAGAGGAGAAGGCGAUGCGUCCAUCUGAUGCUAGCUGCCCAUCCUGCAUGUUUCUGUGCAUCAAGUAUGGUGGAAGGACAAGAAACCUUCCUCAAAAUGAGUAUGUCAGGCAGAGGAUGGGAAGAAACAAGCUGAAGUCAUUUGGGCCAGUUAUGUGUCAAAUGGCGAUGCUUGUUCACAUUCGCAGUGGAAGCUUCUUCUUCAAGGCCUUGGGUAUCACACUUCUUUUCAUGGCUGGUUUUCCAGAUGACUUGGUUCAAAGGGAAACCAAAUACCGGAACUUGGACCUGCUUCAAAAAUAUUACAGGACAGAUGAGGACGCAGAAGGAGAGGAGUUAUUUCUUUCACAUCCAGUGACUUGUGAUACUGUGAGUCCUGAUUCUCAGCAGUCAACUGGUAAGGUGAUUCCAGCAAAAUCAAAGGGCAAGAAACAAACAAAUUCAACUAGUAAGCCCCACAGUUUGCAGAAGCCCUCAAUUCUGCAACCUGCUCCUUCAACCUCAGCACCAGUGACACAAUUUGGGCUAAUGGGGUAUACCUCUAUUCAUACUCAGGCAAUUGCAUCAUUCCAGUCUAUGACAUCCCACGCUCCUGCAGAUGCCCUGCAGAUAUCAAAUCCCGUGGUUUCCAGUUCCGGUCCUGAUGUCUCAUUCCAUAAUCAAACACCGUAUCCAAUGUUUCCACCACAGCCAGCAAAUGCUUUCAUGCCUAUGAUGUACUGGCCUCCCCCUAAUACCUUCCCUCCUUGCCCUUACCCAACUUCAUAUGGCUAUCAAUCGUUUCCUUCUACUGGGAACUACAUGUCCGUUCAUCCACAGCCUUAUUACAGCCAACCCUCCUGCAAUCCUUUCAUCCCAAAAAUGGUUGAAGACACUAGGAAGAAUGAUGUGGCCUCAGAGGAAGCAGAUAGUGACUCUGAUAGCAGUUCAAGUACUGAACCAAAACAGACCUUAGCAAGCUGCAAGUAAUGAACUGCCUGCUGUAUAGAGAUUCCAUGCAAGCAGAUGGUGAGAGACUAUGCAUUUGGGCCUCUUUUAACAUAUUGGGUGUGUGAGUCAUCAGCCUUCAUCUAUGAACUUCUGCACAUCAGUUCAUAGUGGAGAUAUGGUCCUCCAAGCUUUUGAGUAGUUUUUUCAUUGCUUCUGUAGAGCAUAUUUACAUGAAAACACUCUCAUCUUGUGAAAUAUUAAAUGAUCAUGUUCUUUUA